Helobdella robusta is the source of this 345-nucleotide messenger RNA. RefSeq lists its product as hypothetical. The transcript is spliced from 3 exons. The record is from RefSeq and is a predicted model, not a curated record. Gene Ontology annotation, biological process: double-strand break repair. Gene Ontology annotation, molecular function: 3'-5' exonuclease activity; protein binding; DNA-(apurinic or apyrimidinic site) endonuclease activity. NCBI's taxonomy places the organism in Eukaryota, Metazoa, Annelida, Clitellata, Rhynchobdellida, Glossiphoniidae. Gene Ontology annotation, cellular component: nucleus; site of double-strand break. Bases 1 to 345 code for a protein of 114 amino acids.
AUGUCAUCAACAUCGUUAGUGUCAUUGUACCCAGUUGAUGGUGGAGAUCCCAUCUGCAUACCUUCUGAUAAAACAGUCAUAGGUCGGGGUUCACUAUUUAAGAUAACAGAUAAAAGAGUUUCCAGGAAUCAUGCAACUUUAGAAAUAGUUGAUGGAAAACUUAUAAUUGUUCCAAUCCAUACCAACCCAUGUUUCUACAAGGCCGUUGGUGGUAGCACAUCUGUUGUUCUGCCAAAAGAUAAGCCUCAACCUUUAGAACAUGGUGAUGUUAUCUCACUUCUUCCAGACAAACUCUUCUUCAAGAUUCAUUACAAAAAUGAAGGGUUGUUAGUUUUUUCAAUUUAA